CCGCCAGGUCUAAGAACAAAUCAACGAACAGCUAGGUCUCAUCGGAAAAUUUGAAAAACCGUCGGCAUUUAAAUUUUUGGUUACGAAAAUGGAAAGCGAAGCCAAAAGGAAGCUAGUAAUGGAAUCAAGAGAAGCAGCAUCGAGGAAUACAGCCACAAAACCAGGGAGGAGAACGGCGGCGAACGCAGGAGGAAAACGGAAACCACUCGCUGAUCGCAGCAACACCAUCGCGUCUCUAACAUCUUCACAGUCAUCCUCUUCUUCUGCAAUCAAACCCCCUAAAUCCUCCGUUCCCCUCAAAUCGCAGCUCAAGCAGGCAAACACGAAUGCCGGGUCCUAUUUUUCCACGACAACCGCUGACAGCCACCAAAACAAUCUGGGUAGCCCGACUCCUACCUCCACCUUUCCUCCGCUGCCUCAAUCGACGUCUGUUUCCGGGUCUGGCACUAUUGAGUCUUGUGCUUCAGUUUACACUAGACGGAAGAGUAAAGGCAAAGAAAUUACUGAGCCUGAGACUUUGGAUUUUUCACAAGUGACAAGGAUACUAAACUUGAGGGACAAGAGUGGACUUGGGAAUAUUGGUCUAUCCAAGUCAAGUGCAGUGCCAGUCCCUGGAAAGAAGAUGAACAAGAAGAAUGAAGAUGGGAAUACUAGUCUAUCCAAGUCAAGUGCGGUGCCAGUCCCUGGAAAGAAGAAGGACAAGAGGAUUGAAGAUGGGUAUAUUGGUCUAUCCAAGUCAAGUGCAGUGCCAGUCCCUGGAAAGAAGAUGGACAAGAUGAAUGAAGAUGGAAAUAUUGAUCUGUCCAAGUCAAGUACAGUGCCAGUGCCUCAAAAGAAGAAGCAGUGCAGGCAUGCCUUGCCCAAAGAGUUCAUCGAGACACAAAAGGCAUACUUUGAUGAGAUAGACAAAUUUGAACUUCCAGUGGAAGAGGUGGUGUCGGUUGAUGAGUUGGAGUAAAUAAAAGAGUGCAUAGCCAUGUUAGUCACUUGGGACUGUGCAACCAAUGAAGGUGCUCUAACAGACUAACACUAUACACUUUAAUGUUCACUGUACAUAUAUACAUGUAUAGUUUCAAGAGUUAACAUGACAAAUUUUGGUCUUGAAUCUCUUGAUAAGCAUCUUAUGCAGUUAUAUCAAUAAUACAAAUGCUUGAUA
Molecule: messenger RNA, 1156 nt
Organism: Rubroshorea leprosula
Lineage: Eukaryota; Viridiplantae; Streptophyta; Magnoliopsida; Malvales; Dipterocarpaceae
Source: the annotation of a GenBank genome assembly